AUGGGAAAUCAGAUUCAAAAAAUCAAUAGAAAAAUAGAUUAAUUGCUUUUUAAAGCCUAUGAUUAUUUAAUAAAAGAGGAUGAAUUAUCAGAUAAGACUGUAGAUGUACUUUCUACAGAUGAUAAUAUAAAUGAAAAUUUUGAAGAAUCAAAGGAGAGUUAAAUUUAAGAUUAAUGCUAAAGUUUAAAUCUAUAUAGGAAUAAAUCAAAAGUAAUAAAUAAAACAACUGAAGAUGAAUUAGGUAGUAAAAGAAAAUCAAAAUCUUAAUUAUUUUCUGAUAAAAAGAAUAAUAAAAAAAUUUGUGAAAACAAAGAAAAUUAUUUAUAUAGCUGA
This is a messenger RNA of Paramecium primaurelia, 333 nucleotides long. The record is from the annotation of a GenBank genome assembly. NCBI's taxonomy places the organism in Eukaryota, Ciliophora, Oligohymenophorea, Peniculida, Parameciidae.